Messenger RNA from Malaclemys terrapin pileata, 1851 nucleotides. RefSeq lists its product as uncharacterized. The transcript has 2 exons. Lineage: Eukaryota; Metazoa; Chordata; Testudines; Emydidae. Bases 603 to 1586 code for a protein of 327 amino acids. The record is from RefSeq and is a predicted model, not a curated record.
UGAUUAAACCUGGUUCUUUUUAUUUAAUUUUUUAAUAUUUAUAAAAAAUGACUUUGAGAAAGUUAAGGUUGGUCAACUAUAUAUAAGAUUACUAACACAAACAUCAAGAAACAGGGAACUGAAGAGUUAAGACAGCAGCAAACAGACUCCAAGUUAAAAUCUCAAGGUCAAUCUCACAUUCCCAAUGCUAUUAGCCAGAGCUCUGUAACUGAGGCCUGGUCUACACUAGGAGAUUAUGUCAAAUUUAGCAGAGUUAAUUCGAAUUAACCCUGCACCUGUCCACACAACGAAGCUAUUUAUUUCGACAUAGAGGUCUCUUUAAAUCGAUUUCUGUACUCCUCCCCGACGAGGGGAGUAGUGCUAAAUUCGACAUGGCCAUGUCAAAUUAGGGUUAGUGUGGACGGAAUUCGACGCUAAUAGCUCCGGGAGCUAUCCCACAGUGCACCACUCUGUUGACGCUCUGGACAGCAGUCCGAGCUCGGAUGCUCUGACCAGCCACACAGGAAAAGCCCUGGGAAAAUUUGAAUUCCCUUUCCAGUCUGGCCAGUUUGAAUCUCAAUUCCUGUUUGGACAUCGUGGCGAGCUCAGCAGCACUGGCAACGAUGCAAAGCUCUCCAGCAGAGGUGACCAUGCAAUCGCUGAAUAGAAAGAGGGCCCCAGCAUGGACUGAUUGGGAAGUCUUGGAUCUGAUCGCUGUGUGGGGCGAUGAGUCUGAGCUUUCGGAGCUGCGAUCGAAAAAACGGAAUGUGAAGAUCUACGAGAAGAUCUCCAAAGCCAUGACAGAGAGAGGAUACAGCCAGGAUGUAACGCAGUGCCGCGUGAAAAUCAAGGAGCUGAGACAAGUGUACCAGAAGACCAAAGAGUCAAACGGAUGCUCCGGAUCCCAGCCCCAGACAUGCCGUUUCUAUGAGGCACUGCAUUCCAUUCUAGGUGCGGCUGCUACCACUACCCCACCACUGUCCAUGGACUCUGACGAUGGGGUAUUGUCGACGGCCACUUCCUCGGAGCUGUUCGCGGACGGAGAAGAUGAGGAAGGAGAUGAGGAGGACGAGGCAGUCGACAGCGCUUUCAACGCUGAUUUCCCCGACAGCCAGGAUCUCUUCAUCACCCUCAUGGAGAUCCCCUACCAACCUUCCCAAGGCGGUAACCCGGACCAUGAAUCAGGGGAAACAUCAGUAGCUGCAAGCGUCUCCCGAGCUACCCCGGCAUCCCCCUCCCAGAGGCUGGCACAGAUCAGGCGGCAAAAGAAGAGGACACGGGACGAGAUGUUCUCAGAACUUAUGGUCUGUUCCCAAGCCGAGGCGGCACAGCAGACCCAGUGGAGGGAGAACAUGUCGCAAUACCAGCGAUCACACAGCGAAAUGGAGGACAGGUGGCGGCAGAAAGACCAGCAGGCGACUCAAACGCUGCUUGGACUAAUGAGGGAGCAAACGGACAUGCUCCGGCGCCUUGUAGAUGUUCUGCAGGACCGGAGGCAGGAGGACAGAGCCCCGCUGCAUUCUAUCUCUAACCGCCCUCCCCCGCCACAAAGUUCCAUCCCCCCCCUCACCCAAAGUCCCAAGAAGGAGGGGCGGCAGGGGCCAUGAAAACAGUCACUCCAGACUGCUCAGAUUGCAGAAGGCUCUCAUUCCCAAAGAUUUGAUACAUCCUUUCCUUCCCUCCAAAUGCACCUCACCCAAGCCCCUGUCCCAGUUUCAUCCCUUAACUGUGUAGUUCUUAAUAAAAAAUACGUUUCUGUUAAUUACUGUUUCCCUCAUGUUCUUUUAGAGGACAGUGUGUUUGAAGGGGGGAAAGGGGGUUGGUAAUUGGAGAGCACGGUCACCUUUACCAGGGUACAGACAUGGGGGCAGG